Molecule: messenger RNA, 3606 nt
Organism: Pelobates fuscus (common spadefoot toad)
Lineage: Eukaryota; Metazoa; Chordata; Amphibia; Anura; Pelobatidae
Gene: RIPOR3
Product: RIPOR family member 3
Exons: 23
Coding region: 289-3177 (962 amino acids)
Source: RefSeq, a predicted model, not a curated record
GAGUUGUGGAGCUGUUGAAGUUUAAAGACACCCCCCUUUCUCCUGUGUGUUUCUUGCUGUACCCCCUCCCACUGCUGCUUGGCUAUUGAAGUGUGCUGAGCUGGAUGCAUGGUGAUAAGAAAUAUCUACUCCUUCCAUUCAUGGGGGAACACAGCUAUAAACAGAGCUCCAGCUGGACUGGGGAGAUAUAGACAUCCUGCAAGAGGACCCUGCCUGAGUUUCAUGUGCUGAAUCGUAACCGUUCGAGACUCGGCUUCACGUCCCAAGUGCUGGAGCUACCGGCAAAGAAUGUCUGUGAAAUUAAGAUUCAGCUCUCCGAGUGAUGGUCUCGGUGGAGUUGGCCGUAGCAGAUCGUUUGCUGGCUUUAGUACAUUACAAAUCCGAAAGAGCUCGCAGUCCCUUAGCAGAAGCUCGGUCAGAUCAAAGCUUUCAGUGAAAUCGGAAAAGCUCUACCCAUCUUUGAGAAAGGGGUCGAUAAGGCUGGAUCCCCAUCCACACCAAGUCAAGAAGAUAUUCGAUGCUCUAAGGAAAGGUUUGAACGAGUACCUCGAAGAACAUCAAACACAGCUGGAGUUUUUGGCGAGCCAGCAAAAGGACAUAAAAAGGAAUUCACGACUGGCCUACUUCUACGACCUGGACAAGGAGAUACGUUUGAUUGAGAGGCAUAUUCGAAAGUUGGAGUUCCAUAUCAGCAAGAUUGAAGAACUUUAUGAAACGUAUUGCGUACAAUGGAGAUUACGUGUUGGAGCAUGUAAUAUGAAGCAUGCGUUUUCUUUGUCUCCUUCCACGAAAGCCUCCAGAGAGAGUCUAGUGGAGCUGUUCAAGAACUUCCAGGAGUGUACGGAGGAUAUGUGUAUGAUUGAAGGGGCUCUGGAAGUACAUUUGGGUGAAUUCUUCCUUAAAAUGAAAGGCCUGGUGGGCUACGCACGACUGUGUCCUGGAGACCAUUAUGAGGUAUUAAUACGAUUAGGACGUCAGAGAUGGAGAUUAAAAGGAAAGAUCGAGUCUGAUGACAGCCAGAUGUGGGAUGAAGAGGAGAAACUUUUUAUUCCUAAUCUCUGUGAAAACUUUGAAAUAAAGGUCCUUGAAUUGCGUGGCCUGACGACUAUUUUGGUUGGAGUCGUAACAUGUGACAGCGCCGAUUUCUUUACAACCAGACCGAGAAUCAUAAUCGUAGACAUCACUGAAUUAGGAACGAUUAAACUGCAGCUUGAAGUCACAUGGAAUCCAUUUGAUAACAACAAGAUCCUUUCAACACCGGGGACAACAUCAAAGUUUUCCACGAGCCCCAGAAAAGCAUCGUUAUAUCACUGGACACCACCGAACACGCCUAACUCCAAAGAGAAGCUGUACCUUUCCGUUUUACAACAAGGAGAUUUAGAUAACCCAUACCCAUCUCUUGACAAGGAUAUCCACACGCCAUACAUACUAAGUUAUUUGGCUAACAGUGAGUUGGUCAUAAACCGUAGAAACCUGGGACCAAAUGGCAAAGUCAACAGUGUAGACAACAUGACAAGUAUAGACAAUGACGGCGAUGAAAGUCAAAGCCACAUCAUGUCGUCAUCUUGUGGGGAGAUUAUACAGUAUUCAUCAUCACAAGAACUGUUCAAAAUGGAAAACAAACCAGACAGUGUGACACAGCCCUCAAGCCACGAAACCUUAGACAUCCUUCGAGAAACUCCAAGUCAUUAUGGCCCUCACCAAGCCAUGAAACACAGAAGUGUGGACUUUGACCUUGAUACCAGCAUGGGUUCCAUUGGAGAUAGUUUGAUGAAUGUGUCUCUUCAAGAGGAGGGAGUAGAACCCAACAAAGAUCUGAUCAUUUCUAAGGGAAAUAAUUUAAAACAUUCCCUUCAGCAACUGUUAGAGGAGGUUUUAGAACUACUGAAGUCUGAUGUUGUGAGAAGAACAAAACUGAAAGAUAUGGAGAAGACGAUUUUGACUUUCAAAGCGAGAUUAAAGGGUACACUCGCCCACCGCCCGCAUUCCUCCAUGGAUAGCCUAAUGGUGGAGACUGCAUUGCAAAGUUUUGCCUUUCUAAACACAGACUUCCAUGCUGAUGAGAUGUCGAUGUUCGGCAGUAUUCGAAAUCCCAGCAAGAGUAAUGGUACGAUCCAAGAUGGCGGUAUACCUUCAAUUGUAUGCGCCACUAAACUAGCACUUAGCGAAUUGACUACUGGCAAUGACGAAUUAGACACACUCCUGUCUAUCCACUUGCAAGUCUCUAGAGCACUUUUGAAGAAACUAGUGUCUCCAGUCACAGCCCGUAUUACACACAAUCAUCUCUUGGAAGAACUGUUGUGGCAAAAAGACGUUUUUGACGAUCUUGUACUCAUUUAUAUUCAGAAGGCCGAAGACCAUGUAUCCAUCGAAGACAUUUUUCCGAAGACCAAAAAGAUAAGACAUUUCCUGAAACUAUGGCGGCAUUGCACAGAAUCACAUUGUAUCUGGUUUUCCUCCACUGAGAUAUUCCUCAAUCGAGUCAAAAAGAUGUUUGUGCCAAGAAUCAAAGGGAAAAAUCCAGGGCUACUGGAACGAGUUUUAAUAAAAGCUCUGGAGCAAAUACAUGGCUUUGGUGGAAUACUGCCAGCCAAUCAGGUUUCAGGAGAGUUCCUGUCGAUAUUCCUGGUUUACGGAUAUCUCAGACGGUAUCGUGUGAUGGAUCUUCAAAAGCACCUCGCAGCUCUCACAAGAGAAGUCACACUCAUUGAUGACCUUCAGCUGCCCGGACGACUUAAGAAGAUCAAAAAAUUAAAAACAAAGCAAAUUUCACGACUCCAACCCUUACCGCAGUUUCUCCGGCUCUUGGCCACGUUCCAGCUCGACGAGAAUGUCAAAUUGUGUAAAGCAGCUGCUGCUUGCCUCACUCGAGGGUCUGCCCUCAAGACCUUCAAACAGAAGGCCGUCCUGUACUAUACAGAGGUCCUAACAGAGAGAGACUCCAAACUCCAGCAAGCUGCCUGCUUAGCCCUGAAACAUCUCAAGGGCACUGCGAGCAUUGACCAAAUCGCCUGUUUGUGCCAAUCUGAAGUGGACGAAGUGAGACACAUUGCCCGGGAGACAAUUCUAUCCUUCGGUCAAAAAGGACGUCAGGUUUUCAGAAGGACUGAUAAGAUCUGCCGGGAACUCCAAGACACUCUAACGGUCGACGGAGAGAUAGAAAUCACUGUUUUCUAAAUCUGCUGGCUUGUUGGAACUUAAUAUUUUCUUUUUAACUUGUAUAAAAGCUGUAUAUUUAAAUUGUAUAUAUUUUGCACAUAAAUGACUUAUUCAAAGCCCCACCCUUCAGAACACCAUAUUCCAGCCAGACGGAAGCUGGAGUGGUUAUGGUGCCAAGAGUAACAUGGCUCUGUUUCCCGGUAAUGGGCAAACCAUUUUGCAGCAGUUUGCCCAUUUGCCUGAGUCCGUGUCCGGCACAAGCCAUUCUCCUGUGGCCAGUGAGGUCAAUCCUGCCGGCCAUUCGUUGUUCCAUGAUGGCUAAUACUGCUCCAAUGAUGCGGCCGCAGAGAGGGUUACACCUCUGGCAGCAGAGGGGUUGAACUCUGUAUGUGCAGACUCCGGGCACCAUAACAACUUCAGUUCACUGAAGUGGUCAUGGCACUUUAA